AUGUCUAUUUGUGCUGCAUGUAAUAGUCCUGACCAUCUAGUGGACAGUUUUCCAGAAAUACUUGCAUUUCAGGAAUCUAAACUUGAACAGGACAAUGCGUUGUAUCAUAAGCAAGAGAAUAAUACCUAUUCUCAGACUUACAACCCAGGGUGGAGAAACUACCCUAACUUUUCAUGGUCCAAGGGACCUGUACAAGGGGGUACACCAGGAAAUAUACAAGGAUAUUCAUACCCUAGAAACCCCCAGAUGCAGUCGUACACACAACACCCUUCUGAAAAAAAAUUGUCUAGCAUUGAAGAAAGUGUCGGUCUGUUAACCCAAAAUCUUUUGCAAAAUCAGAAUACCACUGACCAACGUUUUACUAGUCUAGAACUUAAGAUGGGUCAGAUCUGUGAUGCGCUUAAUGAAAGGGAAAAGGGUAAGUUCCCAAGUCAACCUCAACAAAACCCGAAAGGCACAUUUAAGGCAAGUACAUCUACUUGUAAUGAGACUGCACAUGCUGUCACCACUCUUCGUAGUGGUAAAGUUGUUGAUAACAACGUAGGCAUACCACAUACCAGUGAGUCUGAGUCAGACCCAUCAUUGCAGCAAAAUAAAAGCACUCAUUACAAUGAGAUGUUAGAGAUGUUCAAACGAGUUAACAUCAACAUCCCGUUUCUCGAGGCAAUUAAGCAAAUCCCUGCAUAUGCUAAAUUUCUUAAGGAUUUGUGUACACAAAAGCGCAAGCUUAAUGUGCACAAACGUGCUUUUCUAGAUAAGCAGUUAGGUCUUAGAGAGUUAAAACCAACACCUAUAACUCUGCAAUUGGCAGACAGAUCCGUCAAAGUGCCUCGUGGUGUGGUUGAGGACGUUUUAAUCAAGGUUGAUAAUCAACAUCCUAUGAAUCUUGAUAAUAAUGAUGUGUAUGAAAUUAAUAUGAUUGAAAGCUUGGUUCAAGAUUCACUGUCUAACACUUUAUCAGUUGAUCCUUUGCAAGCAUGUAUGGAAAAUUUUAAUUUGGAUCUGUAUGAUGCUGAGUACAUUUGUGAAGUCCACUCUUUGCUCGAAUCUGUGCCUCAUACGGACAUCACUAAAUGGCAGACUAAAGUGGAACCACUCCCACCUUCUGAUUCCAAGUCUGUUCCAUCUCUUGUUGAGCCACCAAAGCUUGAACUGAAACCAUUGCCUGAUACUCUUAAAUAUGCAUUUUUGGGAUCUUCCAAUACUUUGCCUAUAAUCAUUUCAUCUGCGUUAGAUAUAAACACAUGA
Papaver somniferum (opium poppy) is the source of this 1248-nucleotide messenger RNA. RefSeq lists its product as uncharacterized. Lineage: Eukaryota; Viridiplantae; Streptophyta; Magnoliopsida; Ranunculales; Papaveraceae. The record is from RefSeq and is a predicted model, not a curated record. The transcript has 4 exons. The coding region runs from base 1 to 1248 and encodes 415 amino acids.